Camelus dromedarius (Arabian camel) is the source of this 1821-nucleotide messenger RNA. RefSeq names its product GTP binding protein 3, mitochondrial (gene GTPBP3). Gene Ontology annotation, molecular function: GTP binding; GTPase activity; protein binding. The record is from RefSeq and is a predicted model, not a curated record. The transcript has 9 exons. Bases 67 to 1551 code for a protein of 494 amino acids. Gene Ontology annotation, cellular component: cytoplasm; mitochondrion. Gene Ontology annotation, biological process: tRNA methylation; tRNA wobble uridine modification. NCBI's taxonomy places the organism in Eukaryota, Metazoa, Chordata, Mammalia, Artiodactyla, Camelidae.
GGCCUUUUGCCCAGUCUGGCCGACUCUCCAGACAGGGCAGGCGGGCAGGUCGCUGCUUGUAAAUCCAUGUGGCGGGGUCUGUGGACUCUGAUAGCCCGCGCGGCACGUGGGCCUCGCAGUCCUAGAUCGUGCACGCGCCAGGGCAGCGGCGCCCCGGCCCCCAGUUCCGGGUCCACUAUCUUCGCUCUGAGCUCUGGCCAAGGCCGCUGCGGCAUUGCGGUGAUCCGAACCAGCGGCCCCUCCAGCGCUCACGCCCUCCGGAGCCUCACGGCGCCCCAGGACUUACCCCCGGCCCGCAGAGCCUGUCUGCGCCAGCUCAGCGACCCCUGCUCUGGGGAGCCUUUGGAUCGCGCGCUGGUGCUUUGGUUCCCAGGUCCCCAGAGUUUCACGGGUGAGGAUUGCGCAGAGUUCCACGUGCAUGGAGGCCCGGCCGUGGUGAGUGGCGUCCUGCAGGCCUUGGGCAGUGUACCAGGGUUACGGCCGGCAGAGGCAGGGGAGUUCACCAGGAGGGCAUUCGCCCAUGGGAAGCUGAGCCUGACCGAGGUGGAAGGGCUGGCAGAUCUGAUCCAUGCAGAAACUGAGGCGCAGCGGCGGCAGGCCCUGAGGCAGCUGGAUGGGGAGUUGGGCCACCUCUGCCAUGGCUGGGCCGAGAUUCUUACUAAGGCUCUGGCCCACGUGGAGGCCUAUAUCGAUUUUGGUGAGGAUGACAACCUGGAGGAGGGCGUCCUAGAUCAAGCUAUGAGAGAAGUGCGGGAGCUGGAGGUGGCACUGGGAGCACAUCUUCGAGAUGCCAGGCGCGGGCAGAGGCUCCGCUCAGGGGCGCAUGUAGUGAUUGCUGGACCUCCCAACGCUGGCAAGAGCAGCCUGAUGAACCUGCUCAGCCGGAAGCCUGUGUCCAUCGUGUCCCCGGAGCCAGGGACAACCCGAGACGUGCUGGAGACCCCCGUGGACCUGGCCGGGUUCCCCACGCUGCUGAGCGACACGGCGGGGUUACGGGAGGGCGUGGGGCCUGUGGAGCAAGAGGGCGUGCGGCGUGCCCAAAACAGGCUGGAGCAGGCUGACCUCAUUCUGGCUGUGCUAGAUGCUUCUGACCUGGCCUCUCCGUCCAGCUGCAACUUCCUGGAUGCCGUUGUCAUCCCCACGGGAGCCAGGAGCCCCAGUCCGAGUGGCCAGCGUCUCCUGCUGGUGCUGAAUAAGUCAGACCUGCUGCCCUCCAACGGCCCAGACCCCAAUCCUGACCUGCCCCCCCACCUACUGCUGUCCUGCCUGACCGGCCAGGGGCUAGACGACCUCCUGGAAGCGCUGAAGAAGGAACUGGCUAUAUUGUGUGGGGACCCAUCCACAGGCCCACCACUUCUGACACGGGCGAGGCACCAGCACCAUCUCCAGGGCUGCCUGGAUGCCCUUGGCCACUACAAGCAGGCGAAAGACCUAGCCCUGGCAGCCGAGGCACUGCGGGUUGCCCGAGGGCACCUGGCCCGCCUCACCGGUGGAGGGGGCACGGAGGAGGUCCUGGACAUCAUCUUCCGGGACUUCUGCGUGGGCAAGUGAAGGGGCAGCCAAAGCUCGGACGCAGGCAGAGUGGACACCAGGAAGCCUUGAAGCAUCUGGGAACAGCUUAGGCCAAGUAAAAAUCUCAUCCCUUCAAGGAAGAACUUGAACCCAAAGCAGUGGUGCCUCUGAUGCUGGUGGUGACCAAGCUACAGCCAACUGGAUUCCCUAGCAGGGACUUCUGGGGGUUCAGGCCCUGGAGUGGGGCUGAAUGGAGGUCCCUUUGGGCACCUGGUGCUGGGGGAGUAAGAGUAAAGGAUUGGGAUGGAA